This is a messenger RNA of Racocetra persica, 506 nucleotides long. NCBI's taxonomy places the organism in Eukaryota, Fungi, Glomeromycota, Glomeromycetes, Diversisporales, Gigasporaceae. The record is from the annotation of a GenBank genome assembly.
AAAAAAUGCUUGCAGAAAUUGAUUCUAUUGUACCUACAUUUUCUGAUAAAUUAUCAUGCAAUGAUCUCAGAAAAUUAAAAUAUUGUGAAGCUAUAAUUAAAGAAGCCAGUCGCUUAAUACCAGCGUUGCCUUAUACAUUCCGUCACACUAUUACUGAGUGUGAAGUUGCUGGAUAUAAAUGGCCAGCUGGUACAAAUUUUCAUAUAAAUUUUGCAGGAGGGCAUCUUCAUCCUGAGAGUUGGGAUAAUCCUAAAAUUUUUAAUCCAGAUAGGUGGAGUUUUGAAAAUGAUGGUAAUAUUAAUAGAACUGGUUGGAUGCCGUUUGGUGGAGGUACACGUAUAUGUCCUGGAAAAAAUUUGGCAAAUAUCGAGUUACUUUUAUUAAUGUCUUCAUUAUAUAAAAAUUAUAAUGUUGAAUUAGUGAAUGAGCAUGAGCCAUUGAAAAUUCAUACUCAAGCGAUUUCUUAUUAUACAGAGUUGAAAGUUAGAAUUAGUCCUCGAACUUGA